Messenger RNA from Aspergillus wentii DTO 134E9, 1146 nucleotides. RefSeq names its product putative SIR2 family histone deacetylase. Gene Ontology annotation, molecular function: NAD+ binding. The coding region runs from base 1 to 1146 and encodes 381 amino acids. The transcript has a single exon. The record is from RefSeq and is a predicted model, not a curated record. Lineage: Eukaryota; Fungi; Ascomycota; Eurotiomycetes; Eurotiales; Aspergillaceae.
AUGACGAAGCCGGCGAUCCGAAUCCCAUACACCGGCCUAUUGCCCUCGCCGAUAAUUGCGCCCCCAUCAGCAGGCACAGUCUCCGGUGCUAUCGAAGCGAUUUCGUCCUUUCUGACAGCCCCUCCAUCUCCAUAUCUACGCGGAGUCGAUGUCGGGAGACACUCACAGACCGUCCUGCUGACAGGUGCCGGGAUUUCGGUCGCAUCUGGGUUGUCCGACUAUCGAGGCGAGAAUGGCACCUACGUCACGAACAAGUCUUAUCGACCGAUAUACUUCCAUGAAUUUUUGGCACAGCAUGAAUCGCGUAAGAGAUAUUGGGCCCGCAGCUUUGUUGGAUGGCCCGGGCUACUGAAAGCGAAGCCGAAUUCUACGCAUUGGGCGAUUCGAGAUCUUGGUGUAAAAGGCUACCUCAGUUCCGUGGUGACGCAGAAUGUUGACUCUUUUCAUCACGUCGCCCAUCCAGGGCUUCCCACCCUUGAACUCCAUGGCUACCUGAGGUCUGUGGUCUGUAUUAACUGUCGGAAUCAAUUCUCGCGAGCCGAAUUCCAGAACUCGCUGGAGAAGCUGAAUCCCGCGUGGGCGGAAUUUUUGGCAAGAAUGAUUGACAGUGGGGCUCUUGACACGGAUAAUCCUCAGGAACAGCGGAAGAAGGGCCUGAAGCUCAACCCGGAUGGUGAUGUCGACCUUGCAGAGGCCCCCUAUUCCACUUUCAGGUAUCCGUCCUGUCCAACAUGUCUUGAGAAGCCUCCUCGACUCCGAGACGGCACACAGUCAAGGGUCGAAGUAGAGAAUGAUGGUGCAUGGUUGCCCGCCUCCAAUGCCGGAAUCCUAAAGCCUGCAGUCAUCAUGUUUGGAGAAAACAUUGACCCAGCCGUGAAGGACGAGGCCGAGGAGGCGAUUGAUGACGCCGGCAGGCUACUUGUCCUUGGUAGUAGCUUGGCAACAUACUCCGCAUGGCGGCUGGUGGAAAGAGCUUAUAAGAGAGGCAUGCCCAUUGGCAUCAUCAAUGUUGGGGGUGUUCGAAACGAAUCAGUCAUUUUUGGGGGGGGCGUUGGCCAGGACAGUAAUAUAUCUGAGAAUGUCCGGUGCAGCCUGAAAUCCGAAUCGAUCCUGCCUCAUAUUGCAUCACAGCUGCCAUCGAUAUAG